This is a messenger RNA of Chaetomium fimeti, 573 nucleotides long. RefSeq lists its product as uncharacterized. The record is from RefSeq and is a predicted model, not a curated record. The transcript is spliced from 2 exons. NCBI's taxonomy places the organism in Eukaryota, Fungi, Ascomycota, Sordariomycetes, Sordariales, Chaetomiaceae. The coding region runs from base 1 to 573 and encodes 190 amino acids.
AUGCGCAGACCAAGAUUUCGGAGGUCUACCUCCUCGCGUUUCAGCAACCCCGAAUACAUGAUGCCUAUCCCUCAGAGCCCGACGCAGAUAUCACUCCGGGGAAGAGACACGGGUUUCCCGGAGGCGUUCUGUGGCAGCCGGAACACAACACUACCACACCCCGAAGCGAAUCUCAACCCCGACGCCUGCCUCACCGAGGACGAUGUGAACCCGGCACGGGCGCUUUUAAGAUACCGGAUGUCCUUCAUGGCCCAGCAGGAGGCCAACAGCCGGGCAUCCACCUUUGACGACCGAAGGCCCGAUUCCCCCGAAGAAGGAACUCUUUCCGCCUUCGGCCGGAUCGCCAUCAACUCGAUCCGGGCUGCCGAGAUCCCCGGGCUCGAUGCCUUUCUCCCGUCCAAGGACGGCGACGCCAUCGAGUCAAGUGACGGCAUGAGCAGCAGGGACCCGGACUCGCCCGUACACCGGGGGACAGCGUUCGACCAUCCCAAGGCCGACCCACGAGACGCGCCGCGGGAUCCACGGCACGGGAGGCGCAGAAGCAGCUUCAUGAGCAGACUAAUGCACCGGUAG